Messenger RNA from Paramuricea clavata, 1134 nucleotides. NCBI's taxonomy places the organism in Eukaryota, Metazoa, Cnidaria, Anthozoa, Malacalcyonacea, Plexauridae. The record is from the annotation of a GenBank genome assembly.
AUGGAUAAAAAGAAACUCUCAGCUUUAGUGUUGCUUGAUCUCUCAAAAGCAUUUGACAGUAUAAACCAUCAGAGACUACUUCAUAAACUAUCAAAUGUCGGAGCAUCCAAAUCAACAGUAAACUGGUUCAGAAGCUACUUAACAGACCGUUUCCAAUCAACCCGUAUUAACUCUACGUUAUCAGAUCCAUUACCGAUAACUUAUGGUGUACCUCAAGGGGCCAUUUUAUCGCCAUUGCUCUUUUGUAUAUACCUUAACGACCUACCCUGUGCAUCUUACAAUGGUGAUCUUGAAUCAUACGUUGAUGAUACGAAAACUUUGUUAUCGUUUCCUUUAACGGAAGCUGACACUGGAAUUAAAAAUCUGGAAGAAGACCUACAUAAAAUUGCGUCUUGGUGCUGUGAAAACAAUCUUUUGGUGAAUCCAGAUAAAACAAAAUUCAUGAUCAUUGGAACCAGGCAGCUGAUGAACGAACUUGAUGUCAAUAUUUCGAUCUCUUUUAUGGGGAAGAUUCUAGAACCUGUUGAUUUUGCCAAAGAUCUAGGACUUCUAAUGGACAGUCACCUAAGUUACGAUAAGCACAUAUCGAAUCUAGUGUCGUCCUUCCUUUAUAAACUGUGCCAGAUAAACAGAGUUAAAAAUAAUUUUGACAAGGGAACACUUACAAUGAUAAUCACUUCAUUAGUGAUCAGUAAACUGCUCUCCUGUUCCACUGUAUGGUCAAAUACAACAUGCACUAAUAUAAAGAAACUUCAAUCUAUUCAAAACUUUGCAUGUAAAAUAAUCACAGGAUCCAAGAAAUACGAUCAUGUAAGCCCAUUACUCCAAAAUCUUGAGUGGCUCACAGUUGACAAAUUACUCUAUUUCCGUGAUGCCGUAAUGACUUUUAAAUGCAUGAACAACUUAGCGCCGAAAUAUCUUUGUGACAUGUUUGAGAAACGAUCUUGUAUUCAUAAUCGGUCUACGCGGAACUGCAACUCAAUACAGAUACCAUUGUUUAAAACAGCGUCAGGGCAACGGUCAUUUGCUUUUAGAGGAGCUUCAAUUUGGAAUAACUUAGACACUGAGCUAAAGAAAUGUACAUCACUUAAGACAUUUAAAAGUCAACUUAAAGAACACUUAUUGUCUACUUAG